AUGACCUCUCCACGCCCCUCCCCGACCAUCUCUAGGUCUCUUUCAGUUUCAACAGAGCGCCGCAAUUCUCGAAGGCUAUCUGCUCGCUCUAUUCCCUCCCCGAUCCCACAAAAUGCUUUCGAUAACCAAGAAGCUCCCGCCAUCCCAGAAGAGAUCAAUGAGAUCAAGCGAUAUGAAGAUUUUACCACCAUAGACUGGGUUCAAGAUGCAGUAUAUGAACAGUCGCGGCGGCGCGCGAAACGGCGCAGUGGCACUAGGUUUUGGGAUCAAGAAGGCAUCCUUGGCUGGAGGCGCAAAGUGUACGAAUCCUACGAUGCAGGCCAGGCAUGGCUUGUCGUUACACUCGUGGGUUUGGCAAUUGGGUUAAACUCAGCUGUGCUCAACAUUAUUACCGAAUGGCUCUCUGAUAUUAAGUUGGGACAUUGUACUACUGCAUUUUACCUCAACGAGUCCUUUUGCUGCUGGGGUUCUGAGAAUGGCUGCCCAGAGUGGAAACCUUGGACAUCAUUCUGGGUGUUGAAUUAUGUUUUCUAUUUCUUUGGCGCGCUGUUGCUUUCGUCUAUCGCGGCAGUCCUAGUCAAGUCAUUUGCACCGUAUGCCGCGGGCUCUGGCAUCUCAGAGAUCAAAUGCAUUAUUGCUGGCUUCGUCAUGAAGGGGUUUCUAGGCGCCUGGACUCUUCUCAUCAAAUCAAUUGCCUUACCACUAGCAAUUGCGUCGGGUCUCUCUGUUGGAAAGGAGGGGCCUAGUGUGCAUUUUGCUGUGUGUACCGGAAAUGUGAUCUCGCGCUUCUUUGGUAAAUACAAACGGAAUGCCUCGAAAACGAGGGAAAUCCUGACUGCCUCGGCGGCAGCUGGUGUGGCUGUUGCUUUUGGAAGUCCAAUUGGAGGCGUGCUGUUCUCUCUGGAAGAAAUGGCAAAUUAUUUCCCUCUCAAGACUCUUUGGCGCAGCUACUUUUGUGCAUUGGUCGCCACUAGCGUGCUGGCAGCUGUCAAUCCAUUCAGAACCGGCCAAUUGGUCAUGUUCCAAGUGGAGUAUGAUCGCACAUGGCAUUUCUUCGAGUUCCUUUUCUUUAUUUUCCUUGGUAUUUUCGGUGGUCUCUACGGCGCAUUCGUAAUGAAAUGGAAUCUUCGGAUGGCCGGGUUCCGCAAGAAGUAUCUAUCACAGUGGCCUAUAACCGAGUCCGUUGUUCUCGCUGGACUUACUGCAGUACUGUGCUAUCCCAACAUGUUUCUGAAAAUCAACAUGACUGCAAUGAUGGAAAUUUUAUUCCGCGAAUGCGAGGGUGGCCAUGACUACGCUGGACUAUGCGAAUCUAAGAACCGAUGGUCAAUGGUUUUCUCACUAGCUAUUGCAACCAUCCUACGCACUGGCUUGGUGAUUAUCUCUUACGGUUGCAAGGUGCCAGCCGGUAUUUUCGUACCCUCGAUGGCCGUCGGGGCUUCAUUUGGCCGCAUGGUUGGGAUCAUGGUGCAGGCAUUAUAUGAAACAUUCCCCAACUCUGCAUUUUUCGCCUCUUGUGAUCCCGAUGUCCCUUGUAUCACACCGGGAACAUAUGCGUUUCUAGGAGCUGGCGCAGCUCUCAGUGGAAUUAUGCAUCUGACUAUCUCUGUGACGGUCAUAAUGUUCGAGCUGACUGGUGCACUGACCUAUAUUUUGCCCACUAUGAUUGUGGUUGGCAUCACAAAAGCCGUUGGCGAUCGAUUCGGUAGUGGCGGUAUUGCCGACCGAAUGAUCUGGUUCAAUGGAUUCCCUUUCCUCGACAAUAAGGAGGAUCACGUCUUCAAUGUGCCUGUAUCCCAUGCAAUGACCACAGGCCCACUCUCGCUGCCAGCAUCGGACUUCCCCGUGCGCGAAGCAGAGCACCUUCUGAAUGACAACAGAUUCCAAGGCUUCCCUGUCGUGGAGGACCGCACUUCAAAGGUAUUGGUCGGCUAUAUCGGACGAACAGAGCUCCGAUACGCUAUCGACCGUGCCCGCAACGAAGGCAUGGUCGCCCCGAACGCCCGGUGUGUCUUCACCAAGGAGGCCGCUAACGCCGCCAUCGCGCGGAGGGCGUCCGUUUCGCAUGGUUCACGAUCAUCGGAUACAUUUGAUGCAAUUGAAAGCAGCGCAGGAGCAGCUUUUGUUGAUUUCUCGCGGUAUGUAGAUCACACACCGCUGACCGUCCACCCACGGCAUCCGCUCGAAACCGUCAUGGAGAUUUUCAAGAAGAUGGGGCCUCGAGUCAUUCUCGUCGAACAUCGUGGCAAACUCACUGGCCUAGUAACUGUUAAGGAUUGUUUGAAGUACCAGUUCAAGGUUGAAGCCGAGGAACAUACACUGGCAGCAGCGAGUUCGUCUGAAUUAGCUGCGCUUGGCGGUCACUUGAACGGCACACCACCUGAAACGCUAGAAGACCGCCUGUGGCGACUCAUUCAAAACGUGGCUGGGUUUGUGUCUGGUAAGAUCUCUCGCCGGCCGGUCCGGCUGCGUGAUCGCAAUGCAUCCAGGCAAUCAGAACGGUCGGAUGUUUUGAAUGGCACGGAGGAUGACGCCGUGGUUGAACUGGAGGAUAGAGACGAUCGACCUAUGAUUCCAUGA
This is a messenger RNA of Penicillium paradoxum, 2580 nucleotides long. RefSeq names its product chloride channel protein. The record is from RefSeq and is a predicted model, not a curated record. NCBI's taxonomy places the organism in Eukaryota, Fungi, Ascomycota, Eurotiomycetes, Eurotiales, Aspergillaceae. The transcript has 7 exons. Bases 1 to 2580 code for a protein of 859 amino acids. Gene Ontology annotation, molecular function: voltage-gated chloride channel activity. Gene Ontology annotation, cellular component: early endosome; fungal-type vacuole; endoplasmic reticulum. Gene Ontology annotation, biological process: transmembrane transport; chloride transport; intracellular iron ion homeostasis.